AUGUCAGCCCCCAUUGAUCUCACCUUAUCACCCGAAGUCGUCGAUCUAAGCCAAUGGAUUGGCGUUGGCAAGCUCUAUAAGAACAUCCCGGACACUAUAUCUCAAGAGCUCAAGGCUAGGACAUCACUGUCUGACGUAUCUCGAGCUAUGCUUCCCUCCCACAAUUCCACUAUUGCUGAACUUCUUGCUACCCAGUUACCACCUCUAACAACGACUCUCUUCUUUCCUAACCCACAGGAUUCAUUCUCGGACGUCCCCCCAAACACACCACUAUCAUAUUUGCUCUCUACCGAUCGUGCACUCCCCCCUCGAGAGUUUCUGACGCAUCUACGAGCGGCUGCGGGUCAGGCAAUGCUCGACGGAUGUAUCUCAAUUAAAUAUUGGGGUGCACCCAACGUUUACCUUCCAUUCGAAGUCUGCGGAUUUUGGUACGAGCUAAUCACCACGGUAGAAGCUAAAUCAGGCUGGAACUCGGCGCUGAGAUGGGCAAACAAAGCCCUCCUUCCAAACGGAGCCUCUUGCCAUGCUCGCAUCACCGCAAUAACUCGAUCCAUCUCAUGGAGCGGUUUAAUCUCUAAACUUGGACGUUCUGCUCAUGUUUCGCAUAUGGCGGAGCUUCUCUCGACCUCUUGGCUCUCCUCGUCUCAUAUCGAUGCCAUGCUACUGCGUCUUCGUGCUAGAUACCGCGACGAAGUAGGCUUCAAGUCUGAGAAACAAAUCACAUUGAUUCCGACUUUGAUAUUCACUAGUCGCCUUCAUUCGCUUGGAUUAGAGCCUGGCCCCGUCGACCAGCUUCUGUGCAGCUCGGCACUCUCAGAUAUUGGGAAUUUCGUCGCGACUUCUCAGCAGAACCUGCUCAUCGCUACAGUCGCGUACUGGCCCGAACACCAUUGGGGAUUCCUGAUGAUUACUAUCUCAGGUGGUCGUGUACAAGCGAGAUGGGGUGAUGGUAUGAAGAAAAAGGUUCCCCGGGCGCUGGAGAAAGGGAUUAGAUUGUGGAGCAAACAUUACAUGCCGCAGCGUUUUGUCAGUGUCGACAGUCACUUCCCCUGCGCAUCGCAGCAUGAUUCCUACUCUUGUGGGAUUGUCGCCGUGAAUGCGCUCAAGCACGAAAUCUUUGGCGACCCUUAUUGGACAAAGAAGACGAGAGAGCAGUGUCGUGUCGACGAAUUCUUGUCGUGCAUGGAGUUCUGCAUGGACAUAAAUACUGUCGAUGCGCCGUUAAUUCCACCGUUGUCACUCCUACCAGUAACUGGACAAUCAGCGACCACCCCUGUUUCUCCCCCGCACCCUGUAUCGACCCCUAUUAGCCCCCCUCGCCCUCCCACUAAACGUCGCAAUAGCAAUUCAAUUAUGCUAUCCGCCCCUGUUAGCCCUUCUCGUAUCACAGUUAAACGUCCUCGUCGAGGCAGCCAAUUGAACCUGAAUGUGAUCGUGGUACCAAACCUCGCUAGGCGCGAUCCCUUGCCUGAAGACGAUACCUCUAUCCUUCCGAUGGACGAUCAGCCUGACGCAGCACCACUGAAGGAAAUAAAGAUCCGUAAAUCGAAGUCUAUGGUGUCGAAGGAGCAGAACAAUAAGCUGGCAGCGAGUGGCUUGCUUGUCAAAAGCACUCAACGCUGGAACAACUACGUUGCAAAGCUUCGACAGCUGGAUGCACACGUUGAGGUCUACGACGAGAGCCCGGAACAUAUUCGCCUGGCAUGCUGCUCGUCGUGCGCAAAGAUCGUCAAGCAAUCGGAGCCAUAUAAUACGUAUCGAUUCAAACAACAUCUUUCCAGGUGUAAGGCGAAGGGCAGCCGCCUUCACAUCCAAUCCAUCAAUGGCUUCUUCAAGUUCAACCUUGACCGCUCAGCAUCCGUGCCAAAAGUGGACAACUUCGUUGAGCGACCUUGUCCUGGGCUUACCGAGGCAAACGACAGUCGUAUUCCCAUCUACACCUCUCGUACUGAGGUUCGGUACGCUGGAGGGACAAGUCGACCGUUAUUAGCAUCCCAACACUUUGGCAAGACGGUCCCAUCCCUAUCUAAACAAGAGAAAGACGAGCUAGACCUCCACUAUCGUUCCAGCUGCGAGUGGGAACUGGAUCACGACGAAGCACGAGUAUUCUCUUGCAAAUGCCUCAAGCUGGUACAAUGCAAGAGCGACACUAAUGAACUACAAGCCUGUGCAGAAUGCCUGUGCAUUCUCAAACUGCAUAAGUUCCUGGUGGCGAUCGCAAAGCCAGUGACACCCGACGAUACGAGGAAAUAUAUACCAUUUCGCUACCAAAGCAUCGUAACAGGGAAGAUGUACGCUAAGAAUAAGGGACUGGGCAGGUUUGUUAAAGAUACUAUACGCAAAAAAGGCGACGUUCUCCUCAACUUCACCGUGGCACUGGCCUCAGGAGUGUUUGAUGGUAACCCUUCAUUCAUUGAACUCCUCAAAGUGAUGUUUGCGCGCCAUGAACGUCAGGCCAGAGGCCAUGGAUUACAAAAUAUGCGGUACGCGGCAGACUUCAAUCAAUUCUGCCACGAACUCCAAUGCAUCCGCCCAGAGGCGUAUCGACUCUUCUCAUCGACAUUUGGUGGUCGAACGGAGCAGAGCAUGCUCAAAAUUCGCUCAUCCCAUCCGAAACUGACACUUGGCAUUAGCACAGCUACGCUCGACCGUGUGACGAAGUAUCUCGAGGAUUACAAGUACCCAUCUACUGCCCCACUUGCUUGCGGGGUCGACGACACUAAGCUCCACCCCUCCCUACGCCCAUACUACAACAGUUCAAGCAAGACUUGGUUCCUCCUUGGUGCAACAGGAGAGCCAAUAGUAGUCGCUGAUAUCGAGCAGCUGGACGAACUCAUUAAACAUGCGUCAGGCUCUCUGGCCAAAAAGGUCCGCUUAUGGUCUCUCUGGAUCCCUCUCCCCGACAUUCCACCUCUUAUUAUGGCAAUAAUGGCAAUAUCGGAGAGCAACACGGCCAAUUAUCUCGCAGAGAUAGAAAAGCGGCUUCUCAAGCUGCUUCUCAUCGACACCUCUCCUCCUGUCAACAUUAUCUCUCUUGGAUCAGAUGGUACGAUCGUCGAGCGCAAGGCUCGUAGAAUUCUAGUUCAAUCGGGCUUUGCUGCAGUUGAGUAUGCUCACAUCUCGCACCCAAAUCCAGCAGAGCAGAGGCCCUUGAAGAUCGAACUCCUUCGCAUCGGGACACGUCGCCUUGCCAUCAUCCAAGACUCAAAGCACUUCAGAAAGACCUGUCGCAAUAAUCUAUUUACUGGCGCCAAGCAGAUGGUACUAGGAAGGGAGCUAAUCUACUACGAGCAGGUACGAUCUAUGGCAUAUAAUCAAGAUCGCUCUCCACUUUAUAUCCGCGACGUCGACAAGCUAGACCGCCAGGACGAUCGUGCGGCAGCUAGACUCUUCUCAGCGGCAAGUAUCCAGCACGCCAUUGAAUGCGGCCAUUCUGGUCUGGCAAUCUUUCUAUUUAUUUUCGGAGAAGCCUGUGAUGCAUACCAAAGCCGAACAAUAUCCCACACGCAGCGCAUCCACAUGGUUCUCCUCGCCUUCUUCUUCAAGUUGAUUUGGAAACAGUUUCUUACAGAGAACAGAUACCCCAUUGCUCGCCACUUUCUCUCGCAAGAUGCCGACAAUAUCCUCGAUAUUCUGGUAAACGGACUCCUCGCUUUAAUCAUCAUCCACCGCGAUCACCUCGAUCCAUUCCCAUUACUGCCUUGGACGCAUGGUACUGAGGUAAAUGAACAUAUAUUCGGCCUUCUUCGCAGCACAUUACCAGAGUUCACAAUCGUCGAUGCCCUCCAAAUGAUUCCUAAACUCGACGUACGCCUACUAGCGGCCUGCAGGCGCAAGAUCGACGCAGCAAGUCUUCAACGAGGCGGCGCUGGGUAUGCUCACACCCAUUUCGAUAGCAGUGGAGCUGCUCUAGACACCCUUUCGUACUUUCCACCACAAGAAGUCAUCGAACAAGUGGCUCAUCUGGCAUGGACGGAAGCCAACGCGAUCUGGGAAGUAUUAGGCGAUUUCACAAGCUCGUCAAUGACACCGUCUGCCUCACAUGUCCCUGUUGCCACCGCCAAUCUCGAUCUCGGUGUAGACGUAGACGAUCUGGACGAACUGGAUCCACAGGAGGAGUCAGCGAUGGAUGUACCAUCUGAUCGCGAACUCCUAGAUGAAGCGUUACACAUCGCCUCCUUCGUGACCUUGCCACCGUCAGAACGUCCAGACCUACCUGGGGGUGCCAUUGAGAUGAUCAACGAGUGCGGACUAGCUGCAGCGGCACUCAACAUGCGAGAUAUUGGAUAUCUUGAUCGCCUUCCAGAUGACGAUCCAGAGGCACUGGAAGUAAUCCAAGCUGCGCUGAAGCCCAUCCUAGAAGCGAUCUCAGCUCUAGGUCCCGUAGGUGAGGCCGCCGUCAAGAAACUUAUAGAUGAAGCGGCAGCUCCUCCAUCUGCACACACGAUCAUCGAAGAAGAAGACUCAAGUUCAAUUCUUUCCCGCAUAUCGCAGUACGACAUCAGCAUACUUGUGGACGAACGACGAGUGCAUCAAAGCAAGGAGACAAGCGAUGCAUGCCGGCCGCUGAAGCAAUCCCCUACCCCUGCCAAAGGAGCUCCUAAACCACACAUUCCCGCCCAAAUUCCAUUCAUCGUCAAACAGUCCCCUCGCCAAUUGCUCACAAGGAAGAUACACGAAGUCCUGAGGCUCUCUGGUGUCAAUAUCAAAGGAGAAACAUCCGGACUGGCACGACAAGUACGAUGGACGAAACAAGUGAAUGUGAUGUCAUUGGCGGACAAGGAGACCUCUGGGAACUCAGCAAACGCAAAGAGGGCAGCGACCUCCCGUGCUAAUGCUGCAAUAAAAUCCCGCCAGGCGAUCUUCGCAGCACUCCCACAUGCGGAGUCACUAGCAACCGCGAAUAUCAACUCGCUGUUUGAGCUCGUAAACGGUGUCUACUCAAUUGUACUCUACGAGAAGAAGCUGAUGAUUGGGCGGGUUAUUACAUUCUAUGAACAGGGGGGGGAAAAGGCUAGUAAACACUCUUGGGUGUCGAACACCGCAUCAGUCGGCACGAUUUCGUGGAUUUCGAUGCAGCUUUGGACGCCCCUUUCCUCCCCAAACUCAUUCAAAUCUUUGACUCAAGCUGGCCUUCCAAAGUACAGACUUGUGCACUCGAAGGCGUUUCUAUAUGCACUCAUGGCGAAGACAAUCACUUUACGGGAGGAUAGCUCGAUAAAACUCGACGUUACAAUCUUCAACUCGGUAUUUCGGCCCCUGAAUAUGCGGGAGGGGCUCGUCUCACAGGCUGUAAAGACUCUGAUGGGGAGAAAGCAUACAGAGGAGCUAGAUAAUAGCGAGAACUAG
This is a messenger RNA of Pleurotus ostreatus (oyster mushroom), 5349 nucleotides long. RefSeq lists its product as uncharacterized. The transcript is spliced from 6 exons. The record is from RefSeq and is a predicted model, not a curated record. Bases 1 to 5349 code for a protein of 1782 amino acids. NCBI's taxonomy places the organism in Eukaryota, Fungi, Basidiomycota, Agaricomycetes, Agaricales, Pleurotaceae.